Molecule: messenger RNA, 1810 nt
Organism: Amoebophrya sp. A25
Lineage: Eukaryota; Dinophyceae; Syndiniales; Amoebophryaceae
Source: the annotation of a GenBank genome assembly
AGAAACAGGAAGGAAAACAAAGCAAGUGAUCAUAGAUCACAAGAACCCACGACCCGUAGUUAUUGGUACUAGUUGGGAACUUCUAGUAGAACAUCAGACUUUCUAGCUUGUAGCUAUAUUCAUCUAGAGUUUAUUACGUUUAGUUCAUACUUCUGCAUCGUCGGAUACGGAUUUGACUUCAUCGUUGUACAACAGAAAGAAGAUGUCUCGCCUGUUUUUGAAGUCGUGCGCAAUGCUCGCCGUCUCUGCGGAGGGUGUGACGAUUGCAAUGCAGAAUCCCUCUACGGCCAGCACGAACAACAUGGCGGCGGCUAGUGAUGUUUUUACCAAGCUUGUUCAUGGUCAUCAAAAGUGUAAUCAAGUCGACACGAAGGUGUUCAACUUGGCUUGUGGAAGUUGCAAGCACCCGACGGAUGUCACGAUCACAGAGAAAGACUCGGAGAAAGCACGCAAUCGCCACCGAGCAGCACUCGCGAAAUUCUCUGACAAUCAACGUCCGGGAGACCCGAAGGACACCGAGCAAAUGACGAAAAUCUUCGAAGACAUGAAUACGGAGAUUGUGCAAGCGGCCUGCUGCCCAGAUUAUAAAGGUACUUGUUGUAGUUGUUAGAAAGAAUUACUGCAGAUGCAGCAGUAGCAGGAGCACAAAAGUGACCACGUGGAACAAGUAUGGGAGAACAACAAAGCGCAUUCAUGUGAAUCACGUCUGGGACAGGAGAACGGAAAAGCUGAUACGGAUACCAGCAAUACGUACUAUUAAAACAGUUUGCUACUUAUGGUGGAAACGUUCAUUCUUGGGCAGUACAACGAGCAACGUGCUCGUAGAAGUUCUUGCAGUUUGAUAAUGUGUCUGGUGGUGCCAUAAUUUUUAUCAUGCUCAGCCAGGAACAAGAAGUUGAAGUAAACAAAUCAUGAGUAGAGCAUGCUCUGGAUGAUGUGUCCAGAAUAGAGCAUCCCCAUCCUCCGGGAGAUGUAUCGAAGCUCAAGCUUUCCUUUGAGUCACAGGGACUCGUCUGGGGAAGCGUUUCAUACUUCCUUAACUACAGACAUCGAUCUGGGUCAAAAGUCACGGUCAGCUAUGAAGAUAUCUACUUCAGCAAUCAGGGUCGAUGAUGUUGAUGAAAGAAUAGAGAUUUACGUUUAAGUAUCUACCAUUAGCAGAAGCCGUAUACAACUUAAGUGAUGUUGACGAUGUCAUAUGGAUAUGAGUCCGUGCUAUGUAAUGUAAUUAUACAACUGGUGAACCUGCUAAACACAUUUCGCGGCACUUGUUAAAUAUAGGAAAGACAAAGAACUGAGAUAUAGAAGUCGUUCACUCGGGCAAGGAGCUCCUUAUCUAAAUUAAUGCUUAGAUGGAGUGAUCGGGUUGACAGCCGAGCCCUCCCCUGUCGGUCUACGCCUUCUCUUCGUUCCUCUAAAUAAGCUAGAAUGAGCUUUUCACAUAUUCGAAAACUAAAAAUAUGCAAGUAAGUUCAAGCAUAGUGCUCUAAGUUAGGAGCUCUCUUCGAUCACUUUACUCGGCUAUUUCAGUUUACUUAUCGAAUCAUUAAAAGUGAUGAACUUUUUAACAUGGGGAUGGUCGAGUUGCGUAGAUCUAGCCUUGCUUUGCGAAGAUCACACUCCCGGCGAUAGCGUUUCGGUGGACAAUGAUUAUGAUUGCAAGAUCAUACAUGGUACUAGUAAUCAACGGGAGCGCCAAUGCCUAUCGUAAAAUAGAUAGACAUAAAAGAUGAAGACUUAGAAGAUGUCAUGGGAAGUGAUCUUACGAGCUGGGUCGAGGUUUAUAGUGUGGUAAAAAGUGAGCCUUAAU